Molecule: messenger RNA, 3073 nt
Organism: Colletotrichum godetiae
Lineage: Eukaryota; Fungi; Ascomycota; Sordariomycetes; Glomerellales; Glomerellaceae
Exons: 1
Coding region: 264-3068 (934 amino acids)
Source: RefSeq, a predicted model, not a curated record
UAGGGCGGAAUUCCUCACGUGGUUGCGACGUGCAUCCAGCCGCUACGGCCGUUCCGCUUCAUAUCCAUCUGUUCAAGGUGGUCAGCGCCCAACCCAAUUCCCGACUGCCCCUCCUCACCUCAUCCUCCUCCCUCGACGUGCACCCUCGAGGCGCUGAGCAUUCUGCCUUAUCCAACUCAUUCCGGAGAAAAGGCACCUCGACGGCGACAAGCGAAAGCCACACGUAGGACGAUUUGUCGACGACUGGACGACUCGACGUUGCCAUGGAUCACCGCUACUCAUCGUCGCGGUACACCACCGCUCGGCCGAGGUCGCCCACUUUCAAUCCUGCGAGGGCUUCGCUUCCCACCAGUAUUGGCUACAGUUCCAUGUAUGGGGGUGAUAUUCAUGUCAUGCCCACGUCCUCGACAAGAUAUGCCUCUGGUAGUUCACGACCGCAUCAUUCCGGCACGCCGACGACCACGACGACGACUUAUGCAGUCACCAAAGACCCCCUUGCUCGCGGCCCCGGCCUGAGAGAAGCGAGCCGUAAUCGCUCUCAUCGCUCAUCGACCCUCGACUCUACCUCUGCCCGACCAGUCAUUGUCACCACAACCACCCGACCGCCGCAGGCCAGUUCAUCAUCGCACCACUCGUCCAGCAACAGACACAGCAGCCCAACUCGCGAUGAUUAUCGCUCCAGCGACUCGACAUUCUACACGCAGCCUGCGUCAUCCAUACGUUCUCGAAGCCAUCAUCGCGGUGGCUCUUACAGCGCAACAAUGGACAACGAAGAAUUUACCCGCAUGCGCGAGCGAACCCUCGAUCCUACACCGUCUAGGCACGAUUCGUAUCGCCCUUCGAGAUCUUCAGCCAUAUAUGCCAACUCCUCCCGCCAUGGAAAUGCCCCAGAUAUUGGUGGCACAGAUGGCUACGAAUAUACAACACCAAGCGACUUGGCACGAUACGACUUGGACCACACUCGGCCUCCUUCCCGAUCACGCAGGCGAGAGAGUAUCGAUCGUGGCUAUUACCGACCGAGUGUUAAUGUCACCACGACUGAAAGCACUGGUCGUGCAUACGACGCCGGCCGACAGCGAGCAGGUCCGCCGCCUACCACCUGGGGAUUGGACAAAAUCAACCGCUCUUCCACAAAUGUAUAUGAUCCGUCCCAAAGCUCGAUUCCUCCGGCUGCCCCUGUGGCGCCCGUUCACCUACCAGUUCCUCCCAGCCCAACAAGCCGACGCUCCACUGGUGGUAUCCCUUCUUCUAUGGAUGUAGCCGCGGCGACUUCUGUGGCUGCGGCAACUGUCGCAGGAGCGGCUGCCUCUCGGCGACCUGUGUCAGUGUACAACGAAGCUCCUCCUCGAUCAAGCCAUCACGAGGACUACUACAGGAGCCGCGAUGACGAUCGGGCUCAGCGACAAGCUCGGGAGCCUGACCGCAAGUACGAUCCCAUUUAUGGCAGCGGUGACUACUAUGACAACGGCGUGACUAGCCGUGGCUUCGGUAUUCGUACAGACUCGGCUCCCGUUGGCGGCGACUUUGAAGACCGACGCAGGGAGGCACGGCCCGAGUCUCGGAAUGGCUAUCGCCCAGACUCCCGCACUGGAUAUAGACCGGAGUCACGCGGUGGUCACCGACCAGAGUCUCGAAGUGGUCAUCGAACAUCGCCUCCGGAUGUCAAGAGAGGCUCCGACGAUGAAUCCAAGCGACGAGAGGACAAGGAUCGUCCAAAGCGUGAUUCAGCUCGCGUCGAAAAUGACAAAGAUCGUCACCUGCGGCGGACUAGCACGGCCAAUGAGGACGAAGCCGAGCGGAAGCGACUACGUGAUAAGUUGAGUGCAGGGCUCGGUCUUGCCGCCACCGCGAUUGGCCUUGGCUCGGCCGUAAAGGAAAAGGAGAAGGAGAAGGACGAGCGUCCCGAAAAGCCGGAGCGGGAGUCCCGGCGCCGAAGCGACGAAGAGGACCCUGGAGCUCGUGCUGCCGAGAGAUACAAGCCUCGGGAGGAGUCUCGGGACCCUCGUGACCGUGCACCCGUCAUUGUCGAGACUCGCAGAGCUGCCGCCGAGCAAGAGGCAGACGUUCGUGAUCGUGAGAAGGAGCGCGAAAAAGAACGCGAGAGAGAGCGUGACCGAGAACGUGAUCGGGAGCGUGACCGAGAGCGUGAUCGCGACCGUAACCGCCGAGAUGGCGAAGCCAAGCUCACGGGCGAUUCUACAACUGCACAACGAGAUGCGUCCCCCGAAGAUGACGAGCAAAAGUCAAGACGCCCGAAGCGGCAGAUUGGCUUCAACCCUACCAACACCAACGAUAUUCGGGAGUUGAAGGAGCAACUGGCAGCCAUGAAGGAUGACAAGCCAGAACGGGUCCCGGUUCCUGUUGACAGAUCAGACCGUGUAGACCGUGUAGACCGUGCCGAUCGGGCGGAGCGUUCAGAACGUCCAGAGCGCUCAGAACGUCCGGAGCGCUCAGAGCGUACAGAGCGGUCUGAUAGAUACGAACGAUCCGACCGAUUGGACAGGCCCGAACGAUCUGAGAGAGACGACAGAUCGGACAAGCAAACAUAUGCCGAUCUUCCGCUCCGCGAGCCGCACAGAGAGCCGAAGGAACGCACGCCUUCACCCAAGAAGGAGUCACCGCCACCAAAGAGAGAAUCACCCGUCUCACUCCCUUCAGCCGACUCGAAUGUUACUUCAUCCAGAGAUGAACAUCGCGACCGCGAUCGCGACCUUACACCACCUCGUGACGAUAAACAGGUCCGCGUUGUGUCUCCACCUCGCGACAAGUCCGACACAAAGCCUCUCAAGGGUAUCUUGAAGGCACCCAAGAAGUACCCCGAGGAGGACAACCCAAUUCGCGAGGGUGUGGCACCUCACAAGGACGAUAAGAAGCUGAGGGAAGUUCCUCCCGGUGCCCGUUGGACCAAGAUCAGCCGGAAGAUCGUAAACCCUGAGGCCUUGACCGUUGGCAAGGAGCGUUUUGAAGUCCGAGACGACUUUGUCAUCGUCCUUCGCGUUCUCAGCAAGGAAGAGAUCCAGGCCUAUGCCGCCGCAACACAGGUCUUGAGAGGUAUGUUGAGAGACUAGAAGCA